AUGCAUUUUCUGCUCUUCAGAGGCUUUCAGACACAGGAAAAGCAACUUACCGAAUGGAUUCUCAUUCAGGACGCCUUGGGCCUUCCUCCCACUCACUCGCAGAUCAGGCAGUUCGCGCAGCGCAUGCUCGCCGUCAAAGGAGACCACACACCGCUCGGAAAACACUGGAUGCAAGCAUUUUUAAGACGAAAUCCUGCAGUUCGACCCAGAAGUGCCAUCACAGAGACUCUGAGCGUGUCAACGGCGCUUCUACCGAGGUACAACAUGGAUGAAGCAGGCAUCAUGGAAGGACUUGGGGAGAAUGGCCUGGUCGUUGGCAGUGCUGAAAACGAUCUGUACAAAAGAAGACGCCUGGUUCUCGGGUCUGGACGUCGUUCAUCGAGUCGGAUUUCUCAGCCUCCUGACCGAUUCAAGCCCAGUCGGCAAGCAAAACUUUCUUUCCUGCUACCAGAAAGCACGCGAGCAAGCGCUCACUGUGUCAAACAUCAAGGGUGGCUGGAAAGCGACGGGUUUGUGGCCGGUGUCGAUGGCGAAGCCACUUUGAGCCCUCUUCUGCUGGAGAACAGCAACAGACGCAAAAAGAACGCGAAAAAUGUGGCCAAUGCAUUCAAUAGCCACUUACCCACCAGUGACUGGCAAUCAGACACAUCCCAGAUUGCGUGGUCGACCCCGAGGCGCUCGCAAGAUCUGAAGGUUCAGGUAGUUCAAUUCAACCAGCUAGACGACGACGUGCCCACGAAGAGAUUGCUGUUCAGGAAGAUCACAAAAGGGUUUGACGAGAAGGAUGGCCUUUUAGCAAAAGCUCAAUUGCAGAUUCAGGCACUGGAAACACAAUUGGCGGCCGUCAAGCCGAAAAAAAAGGAAGAGGGUGGUCACGAGCCCGAAUUCGAGGUUCGCCAAUAUUGA
Hirsutella rhossiliensis is the source of this 906-nucleotide messenger RNA. RefSeq names its product tc5 transposase DNA-binding domain-containing protein. NCBI's taxonomy places the organism in Eukaryota, Fungi, Ascomycota, Sordariomycetes, Hypocreales, Ophiocordycipitaceae. The coding region runs from base 1 to 906 and encodes 301 amino acids. The transcript has 3 exons. The record is from RefSeq and is a predicted model, not a curated record.